Messenger RNA from Symbiodinium sp. CCMP2456, 972 nucleotides. Lineage: Eukaryota; Dinophyceae; Suessiales; Symbiodiniaceae. The record is from the annotation of a GenBank genome assembly.
AUGUUGGGAACCAAUGCGCUUUCGGCGAGCAAGGUCGGCACUUUGGUGUGGCUGGCUCUGUCUCCAUGGGCUCUCGGGUGGUGCUCGUGGGCGAAGCUCUGGAGCUUCUCCUUGAUAUACACUGUACAGCUUGUCGCACAUAGACCUCAUUUGGGCAAGGGCUGGCCCUUCCAUUGGCUGCUCUAUGGCCCUCUGGUGGAUUAUGUCCUCAGCUAUCACGACGCCACUGUAAUUCGAGAAGGCCCAGCUCCAGAUUCCAAGGGGAAGUACCUCUUCGCUAUGUAUCCACACGGUGUCUAUGGUGUCUGCCGCGCCUUCUCCGGUGGAGUUGGUUGUUGGCGGACACUUUUCCCAGGCAUCGCCGCCCGUUGGGGAAGCUUCGGUGCAGCAUUCUUCCUUCCAGGCAUUCGGGAAAUGUCCCUGUUCUGUGGUUGCAUCGACGCGUCCAAGCCGGCGCUCGAGCGGGCCGUUCGACGAGGGGAGAACAUCAUCCUGCUACCUGGCGGCAUUGACGAAAUGAACCUUACGGAUGGCGAGUCCAAGGACACACAGCUCGUGAUGACAGACCGAAAGGGCUUCGUGAAGCUUGCCAUUGAAAGUGGCAUGGACAUCAUCCCCGGCUUCUGCUUCGGCGAAAAGUGGAUUCACCACACCAUCAGGCUCCCGCACUUCAUUCAGAGCCUCCUUCGGCCUCUAAGGAUGAGUGGAACGUUGCUGCGUGGACGAGGGAUUACUCUCAUGGGAUUUCUGGAUCCUCCACUUGGCUACGUCUGGGGCGAGCCCAUUAAGGUGACGCAGCAGAAGCCGGUUGACGAGACGUACUUGAACGAGGUGCACCAGAAGGUUGCCGAUGCUGUCGUUGGCAUCUUCAAGAGACACAAGGCGCGCUUUGGUUAUUCAGAGGACGAGACCCUCUCCCUCGUCAGUGCAGCAGAUGCCAAGAAAAAGGUCAUUGCCAAGAAGCGAGACUGA